UGGAGGACAGCCGGAAGUGUACAGAAAGUAACGGAAAACAGAGCGUAGAAGAAGUCCAGUCGGCUAACAGUUAGCCAGUUAGCUCCCUCCGUCAUGGCGGAACUAAACCGACAGCUUCAGGAGUAUUUGACCCAGUCCAAAAGUGGCGGCGCUAAGACCGUCUCCCAGUCCAGCUCCAGUACCACGGUGGACCUGGAUGACCCAGAGCCGGUACCUGGCAGCUGGUUCGGGCGGUGGUCGAGUGCGUGGCCCGGGAGCCGCAGCGGCAGUCAGCCCAGCCAGGGCUCCAGCGGCUUUUCCUGGCCGUGGUCGGCCGAGCCGGACCCCUGCCUUCCGGGCAUGAGUCGCCGGCAGCGGCUGGUGGCCUUCGGGGUGUGCGUGGCGUUUUCCGCGCUGUGUUUCGGACUGUCGGCGCUGUACGCGCCGCUGCUGCUGCUCUACGCCCGCAAGUUCGCGCUCCUCUGGUCGCUCGGGUCGCUGUUCGCCAUCGCUGCGGUGGCGAUGCUGCGCGGCCCCAGCAGACUGCUCGCCGGCCUGCCCACGUCUCCCGGUGCCGCGGUCUACCUGUGCGCCCUUGGAGGGACGCUGUACGCGGCGCUGAGCCUCCACAGCACCGUGCUAACCGCGCUGGGAGCCGCACUGCAGGUCGCCGUCAUCGUCGGGUACGUAGUGUCGCUGCUGCCCGGGGGAAGCGCCGGCAUCCGCUUCAUGGGAGGGAUGGCGGCGUCUGCAAUCAAAAGGACCGUCACAGGGAAAACCAUGCCGAUCUGAACGGGGCCUGACCGUCAGAGACCGGACAGGUCUCACAGACCCGCGGCGGAGUCAUCAGGCUUAAAGCAAUGAAACAGGGUCCUGGGGUCUCCAGUAGGUCCCAGUUGAGGACAAACUUUCAGUACAUUCCUCUGUAGCCUGAUGGUUAUUGAUUAUCAGCUGCUGCUCACAGAUCCUGAUGUCAGUCUAAUCUUUUUUUUGGGGGGGGGGCAGCUGCAGUUGGAGGUCAGCUGAACCCUGACCAGCAGGACAGACUGGCUGCCGGGGGCGAAUAAAGACGUUUCUACUGUAACCUGACAAACUGUGGAACUUUGAACAGUCGUAUCUGAGUGAGAGGUUUGUUUGAACGCUGCUGUGUGAGUGAAGAAAUAAAAAAACUGAAUGUG
Molecule: messenger RNA, 1157 nt
Organism: Scatophagus argus
Lineage: Eukaryota; Metazoa; Chordata; Actinopteri; Scatophagidae
Gene: sft2d3
Product: SFT2 domain containing 3
Exons: 1
Coding region: 94-771 (225 amino acids)
Biological process (GO): vesicle-mediated transport
Cellular component (GO): membrane
Source: RefSeq, a predicted model, not a curated record